This is a messenger RNA of Oppia nitens, 1627 nucleotides long. RefSeq names its product MAP kinase-activated protein kinase 2-like (gene MAPk-Ak2). Gene Ontology annotation, biological process: protein autophosphorylation; intracellular signal transduction; peptidyl-serine phosphorylation. The coding region runs from base 288 to 1370 and encodes 360 amino acids. The transcript has 6 exons. Gene Ontology annotation, cellular component: nucleus; cytoplasm. Lineage: Eukaryota; Metazoa; Arthropoda; Arachnida; Sarcoptiformes; Oppiidae. The record is from RefSeq and is a predicted model, not a curated record. Gene Ontology annotation, molecular function: calcium/calmodulin-dependent protein kinase activity; calcium-dependent protein serine/threonine kinase activity; ATP binding.
UGAAURAGUAAUUUAAAAAACAAGUCAUUCAUUCAAUACAUGUAUUAAUUAUAACAUAGACUUCAAUAAUAGCAGUCAUUCAAUAAAAUUCAUUUAAAAAAAUUCAAACAAACGUUUUGUUUUUGUCAUAAAUAUUGAUUACAAAUCAAAAAAGUAUUAUUUAGUUUGUGUUUAGAUUUGAAACAAAAGGUGAAAAUAUUUGUUUAAUACUAAUAUUGUUAUUAUUAACAAAAAACAGUGUUUUAUACUCAAGUUUUUGUUGUUGUUGUGAACCAACUGUUCCCGCGAUGUUUAAGUCGCUCACCGAUAGUAUAUCGUCGACAAAGCCGUCGUCGACCGGCCUUAAGGCCAAAGGACACCCCAUUAUCAACGACUACCGUAUCAGCGAUAAGGUGUUGGGUUUGGGCAUCAAUGGUAAGGUUGUCGAGUGCUUCAGCAAAGCUAAUGGACAAAAGUAUGCACUGAAGGUUUUACGAGAUUCAGCCAAAGCUCGGCGUGAAGUUGAACUCCAUUGGAGAGCCAGUGGUUGCAAACAUAUCGUCAAUAUCAGUGAUGUCUAUGAAAAUGCUUAUGGAGGACAUAAAUGUAUACUUGUUGUCAUGGAAUGUAUGGAAGGCGGAGAACUUUUUCAACGAAUCCAAGAGAGAGCCGAAAAUGCAUUUACAGAGAGAGAAGCGGCAGAAAUAAUGCACGAUAUAUGCCGUGCCAUACAAUAUCUUCACUCCAAAGAUAUCGCUCACAGAGAUAUUAAACCAGAAAACCUAUUGUAUACCCGAAGCGAUAAUACAGGUGUACUAAAACUAACAGACUUUGGUUUUGCCAAAGAGACCUCAAAUCAAUUGUCAUUACAAACGCCUUGUUAUACACCAUAUUAUGUGGCGCCCGAAGUUUUAGGGCCUGAAAAAUAUGAUAAAAGCUGUGACUUGUGGUCGUUGGGUGUAAUUAUGUAUAUCCUAUUGUGUGGAUAUCCGCCUUUCUAUAGUAAUCACGGUUUAGCUAUAUCUCCGGGUAUGAAGAAACGUAUCAGAGCCGGUCAGUAUGACUUUCCUGAUCCAGAGUGGAGGCAUGUUUCCAGAGAUGCUAAAGAUCUGAUUAAAGGCUUAUUAAAGACAGAUCCGGUACAGAGAUUAACCAUUGAACAAGUGAUGAAACAUAAUUGGAUUGCUCGUUACGCUGAAGUCCCACAAACGCCGCUCCAUUCAGUUCGUGUUCUUCGCGAAGAUCAGGAACAAUGGCCUGAAGUACAGGAAGAGAUGACUCAAGCCUUACGUACGAUGAGAGUCGACUUCGAGGACCAAAUGACUCUUAAAAAUUUAGAGACCAGUAAUAAUAGAUUAUUAGAAAAGAGAAAAAUCAAAAGCAAACGUUAAAAACAACAACAUAUUCAUAGAACUGACUGACUGUCUGACUGCCCAUCACUUGUUUAACCGUCACCUCUUUGAUGUCUAUUUUUUAUUACUUAAUUAUAUGCUAUUAAAUCUAAUAUAACAAAGAAGUGAUGUUUUAUCUUAUGUAAUGUUAUGUUAGUUCAGCUUUUGUAUUAUACGAUUAAAGCUAAUAGUAAUAAUAGUCCAAAAAUCAGUGCCGUUUUUUUUGUUUGUUUAUAGCAAUGAAAUUAUGUUUUUUA